AUGCAGGAAAAGCUCCCUCCAGGCUAUAAAAGAGGAAACCUUCGGGCUUUUUAUUCCUCGGCGGUGCCUCAACAGGUGCUUGCACUGGUGAAGGCGUCUAAACUUGACCAUCUAUACCUUUUCUUAUUGGGAGCGUUGGCGUUUGUGUUACGGUUUUAUCGACUUCCCAACCCGGCGAAAGUUGUUUUUGAUGAAGUGCAUUUUGGUGGAUUUGUUAGGAAUUACUAUAAUGGCGAGUUCUUUGUGGAUGUGCACCCUCCAUUGGGGAAACUUAUCUUCUAUGGCGUGGCUGUUUUGUUCAAUUGGGAUGGGAAGUUUCGCUUUGAAAAGAUAGGCGACGCGUUUGAUGAAAACGUGCCGUAUGUGGCCAUGAGAGCGGUUCUGGCGGUUUGUGGGAUGUUGACGGUGGGCCUUGCUUACGGUACACUUCGGUCUAGUACGUGUAGACCGCUUGUGGCGUUCUUUGGGGCGUUUUUGGUGCUUGUGGAGAACUCGUUGGCGACGCAGUCUCGGUUUAUUAUGCUUGAUAGUCAGCUUGUGGCGUUUGUGGCGGCGGCUGUGUAUUCAUAUAAACUGUUUGAGACGUCGUUGCCGUUUACUAAGCAGUGGUAUAAGUACUUGAUGCUUACGGGGUUGUCACUUGGUCUUGCUACGUCGGUGAAGCUUACAGGGCUCUUUGUGGUUGCAUGGGUGGGCCUUUUGUCGGCUUACCAGAUCUGGUUGAUUGCAGGCGACUUGGAUGUCUCGUUUAAGCAGUUGGCUGGGCACGUUGUGAGCAGACUCGUUGCGUUCUUGCUUAUUCCAUUGACAGUUUACUGUGGCAUUUUUUCUGUGCAUUUUAUUUUGUUGCCUAAGGGUGGCCAUGACGCUGGUUUGGUGUCUCCACGCUUUAAAGCUCAGUUUAUUGAUUCAAGCAAGGUUAAGGAAACCGCCGUGGACGUGUCUUACGGAAGCACCAUCACUUUGAAACACCACCGUCUUAACCUGUACUUGCAUUCCCAUAAGUUUGUUUAUAAAUCUGGUACUGGCGAACAGCAGGUGACCAUGUACGACUACGACGACGAUGGAAACAACGAAUGGGUGAUUGAAACGAUUGGAACAAACUACGACGGUAAGUUUGACAGCAGAUUCAGACCUAUCAAAGACGGUGACCAUGUCAAAUUGUACCAUAAGUUCACCAAAAAGUACUUGCGUGCCAACAACGUCAGACCUCCUAAUUCUGAGCACGACUACUCCAACGAAGUCUCGUGUAAAGGUAACAGAACAGACACUCAGGAGAGCAACUACGAGUGGAAAGUGAAGAUUGUUGGCAGAAAGCCACAUGCAGAGAACCAGUUGCCCAACAUCAAAAUGAGAGCCACUGAGUCUGUUUUCCAGCUCGUUCACAGAGGCACAAACUGUGUUCUUAUGGGUCACGACACUAGGCUUCCUGACUGGGCGUUCCACCAGUACCAGGUGCUUUGCGUGAACGAUCCAACCAUGCCAAACACUCUUUGGUACGUUGAGCACAACAGCCAUCCAGUUAUUGAUAAGGAUGUGGAGAAUUACCCACGUGUGAAGCUUCCAAGAAUGCUGCUUUAUGAAAAACUCCUUGAGUACCAUAACGCCAUGUGGAGAAUCAACAAGGCUUUCGUGAAACCACACAGGUUUGCUACUCUCCCAUACGAAUGGCCAUUUGUUACUAAAGGCAUUGCUUACUUUACUACUGGCAAUGCUGAUGUCACAUUGAGCGACGAACCAGGCAGUAACAUCUACUCUUUGGGCAACAUCGCUAUUCAUUACAUGGGCAUUUUCUUGGUCGUGUCAUUCUCUGUAAAGUUUGGCCUUUAUGUUCUUGGACACUUGAAUCCGUUCCAUAUCCCAGUGGAGCCAGUGUCAAAGACCGUUUACUACUAUUCCACGGCUAGUUACCUUCUUGGCUGGUUCUUGAACUAUUUCCCAUUUUUCCAAAUGGACAGACAGUUGUUCAGCCACCAUUACCUCACCAGUGUUUACUUCUUGAUUUUGGCUAUUGCUCAGUUUGUGGAGUACCAGAUGUUCAAAAAGAAGUUCACGGGAGCUGUCUUUUUGCUCUUUGUUGCAUUGGCUGCGCUCUACUGUUUUGUGUCUUUCUUCCCAUUGAUAUAUGGUCUGGGAUGGACAAGAGCGAGAUGCGAGGAUGCCAAAUGGUUCCCUGGAUGGGAAUUCGAUUGCAAAGCAUACCAUGAUUAA
Messenger RNA from Candidozyma haemuli, 2211 nucleotides. It is a transcript of the gene PMT5, whose product is annotated as putative dolichyl-phosphate-mannose--protein mannosyltransferase. Bases 1 to 2211 code for a protein of 736 amino acids. Gene Ontology annotation, cellular component: endoplasmic reticulum; membrane. Gene Ontology annotation, biological process: protein O-linked glycosylation via mannose. NCBI's taxonomy places the organism in Eukaryota, Fungi, Ascomycota, Pichiomycetes, Serinales, Metschnikowiaceae. Gene Ontology annotation, molecular function: dolichyl-phosphate-mannose-protein mannosyltransferase activity. The transcript has a single exon. The record is from RefSeq and is a predicted model, not a curated record.